This is a messenger RNA of Saccostrea echinata, 715 nucleotides long. RefSeq lists its product as uncharacterized. Bases 141 to 560 code for a protein of 139 amino acids. Lineage: Eukaryota; Metazoa; Mollusca; Bivalvia; Ostreida; Ostreidae. The transcript has 4 exons. The record is from RefSeq and is a predicted model, not a curated record.
CAUGGAUGCCGAGUACAGUUGCGGAUGUUAGCUGACAGACCCCACUCACCACAUGUUCACCCGACAAAUGAAGAAUUAUCACAUACACCUGGAUCUGUCAGAAUUUGUCGAAUCUGUAAAGGGUGACAACUGAAGCAACGAUGUCCACAAGCCUUGCGUUUUUCUACUUGCUUGCAGCACAUAUUACCAUUUCUGUUAAGGCAGAUGCACCAUUCUGCAGUAGGCUACACCAUGUUAGCUACUUUUAUGCGUACUGCUACCAAGAGAGCAUAUAUACAAGAUGUAAGAACACUUGUGGCGAAUUGUUGCUGGACAAAAAAUAUGUGCUAGCCGGUUGCCCCUGGGGAAACAACGCUAACAUUUUAUCCCAAUCUCUGGACCAACGUUGUCGGGAAAAAAUAACGUCAUCCAACUGUUUCGAAUACUGUGUGAGCCCGCUGAUGGACAAAAUCAAGAUAGGCUGGGAAUGCUGUAAAGACUGUGUCAGGGUAUGCGGCAAGAUGCCCCCACGGGAUAUUAACUUCCAACAGAGAUAUCCCACCGUCUAUCCAAAGAAAUAGAGCAGUAUUCAAUGUUGUGAAAUUUUCAUCAUUAUUUUACUAAUUUAGACGAGUUUUAAGAACUGUGAUGACUUAAGUUUUUUUCUGAUAAAAAGAAUGAAGGAAUGUUAUAAUUCAAAUGUUAUUGACUCAAUAAAGUAUUCAUUUCAGCCAAA